Messenger RNA from Tetranychus urticae (two-spotted spider mite), 2399 nucleotides. Its product is annotated as scoloptoxin SSD14. Lineage: Eukaryota; Metazoa; Arthropoda; Arachnida; Trombidiformes; Tetranychidae. Gene Ontology annotation, molecular function: glutathione gamma-glutamate hydrolase. The record is from RefSeq and is a predicted model, not a curated record. Gene Ontology annotation, biological process: glutathione catabolic process. Gene Ontology annotation, cellular component: plasma membrane.
CUUUAGUUAGUUGCUUUUCAUGUAAACUUUGUCUUAUUUAUUAGUUAAUUUGUUAUUUUCGUCUUUUAAUUUCCUAGUUGGUCUGUCCUUGGUUGCAAUUUCAACUCAUGAUUAACUCAACUUUAACCUUUCAUUUCAUCUCAUUUUUCACAAAACACUGAACGUUAUAAGAGACGUUUUAAAGCAAGUCUAGUCAGUUUACAGUUUUAGGAAACUCCUUCAACAUGUCACUUCUUUUGUAAUUUAUUUCCUAGUUUUUUAUUACCUUUUGGCAUUCACUAGUGACCAGUUCAAUAAGUUGACCGGCUAUUCAAGUUUUUUUGUCUCAAUCUGUUUUGUUGAAAAAGAGAAGCAAAAAUUUGGCUAAUUUUGGUUCUUUAAUGUUUAUAUUUUUCUCAUCAUGACUUGUUUUGGUCUUUGUGGUGAUUCACUUGGUAAAUCGGGCUUGUACAAAUCAUCAUCGAAUCAGCGUCACAUUCAUCGACUUUUAUUGGCCCUUCUCACUGUUUUAAUAGUAGUUGCUGUUGUCCUUUUUGUGACUCUUUACGCUUCUUCGUCAUUCACUCAAGUCAACUUUUUAGGUAAACACACGUCUAGUCAACCUUUAGGUGUCUACCAACAUGCAGCUGUAUCAACUGAUGGUCCUGGUUGUGCCAAGUAUGGAAGACAAAUGUUGGAACGCAAUGGAACUGCUAUGGAUGCUCUGAUAUCGGUGUUAUUGUGCAUGGGAGUUGUGAUUCCGGAAAGUCUAGGACUUGGUGGAGGAUUGUUCAUAGUCUACUAUAAAAGGGAUGAGAAUCAAGCUUGGGUCAUUGAUGGCAGAGAGACUGCUCCAGCUGCAGCAACAGCAGACAUGUUUGCUGCUGAUCCGAAAAGUGCCUCAAAAGGUCCUUUAUCGAUGGGAGUUCCUGGUGAAUUGGCUGCUUACUGGGAAGCGCACAAAAAGUUUGGUUCCUUGAGUUGGGAUCAACUAUUUGAAGGAGCAAUUGAUAUAGCCAGCAAUGGGUUUCCCAUUCAUGAUCAUCUUUACACGGCCUACUUGAAUAACCAAUUGGUGCACAACUCAACAUUGCUAAAAAACUUAUUUACCAAUCCAGCAACAGGUAAAUUUUAUGAAAUGAAUGAAAUAAUGAAGCGACCAGAUUUGGUUCCAACUUUUGAAACGUUGGCGAAAAAUGGUGUUGAUGAGUUUUAUCGAGGUUCAAUGGCUAAGACUUUAGUCAAUGAGAUUCGUGAGGCUGGAGGAAUCAUCACUGAACAAGAUUUUGCCAAUUAUAAAGCAAAUGUUUACCAAGCAGUCAACAUUAGUUUAUCUAAUGGAAUGAAACUUUACUCAAAUGAUCUUCCUGGAAGUGGACCUCUUCUUGGGUUCAUGUUGAAUACCUUCUUAGAAUUGGGAAUUAAAAAGAAUGUCGGCCAAUCAUUGGAAGAUUCAGUUACUUAUUACCAUCGAUUUGUAGAGAUCUUUAAACAUGCUUACGCUCAACGAACAAGACUAGAAGAUCGAAGUUUCAACAGAAUUGAACCCCAACUAAAGAGGCUGUUAUCUCCUGAGUUUGUAAAGACUGUCGCUGCCAGAAUCAACGACGAAAGAACUUAUCCUCAAACUUAUUAUUCGAGUUUAGUUUCCCUUGCUAAAGAUCAAGGUACCUCGCAUGUAUCGAUUGUCGAUAAGUAUGGUAAUGCAGCAUCUGCGAGUUCAACAAUAAAUGCCUACUUCGGAGGUGGCGUCAUGUCUCAAUCAACUGGAAUUAUUUUCAACAACGAAAUGGACGACUUUUCAUCGCCCAAUAUAACCAAUCAAUAUGGAUUGCCACCAACAGAAUUCAACAAAAUCGAACCUGGUAAACGACCUUUAUCUUCCAUGUGUCCAGCUGUGAUUGUCGAUGAAUCUGGUGAAGUAAGAAUAGCUAUUGGUGCUUCUGGUGGAGCUCAGAUAACAUCUUCAGUAGCCCUGAAUAUUGCUCGAAAUCAGUUUCUUGGGGAAGACUUGAAGUCAACAAUUGAUGCACCAAGAAUUCAUCAUCAAUUUUCACCAAAUGUAAUUAAAUAUGAAUCUGAUUUUCCCAAGAAUAUCCUCGCUGAACUACAAGAUAGAGGUCACAAAGUGGAAGUAAUCACCGGCAGAUCUUCAAUUGUCAUGGCCGUUGCUCGUACCGCUGAUGGUAAAUUGACUGCUAACUCUGAUUAUCGUAAAGGAGGUUCGAUCGAUGGUUAUUAGGUUCACUUAUUUAUUCAGUUUUGUAGUAUUUAUUACAAAAGUCUGCUAAUCGUUGCAUCUCAUUUUUCAUCUCAACGACAGCCAGACAAUGUUGAAUAGGUUAAAUAAAUGAAAUUUAAUCAACUAAACAAAUCUUUCAUUCAAAGUAUUUAAUAAUAAAUAUUCAUUUUUUACUCAA